Molecule: messenger RNA, 465 nt
Organism: Effrenium voratum
Lineage: Eukaryota; Dinophyceae; Suessiales; Symbiodiniaceae
Source: the annotation of a GenBank genome assembly
AUGGGGACACUUGGGAGACUCAUGGUCUCCUCAUGUAUGAGGACUGCUACUUGCGCCAAACUAUGGCGAGACACGAAAUCUGGUCUUGCGCCUGAGUAUGUCCUGUUGGACAGCAUGGGCAGGGGGGAGAAACGGAUUCCUCAAGGCGCUGCUCAUUCGUUCUUGCGGCCAGAGACGGCUGAGUCUCUCUUCUACAUGUAUCGGCUGACUGGCCAUGAGAAGUAUCGAAAAUGGGGCAAGAAACUCUUCCACGCCAUCGUGGAGCACAGCAAAUUGCCCGGUGGCUACGGCUCUGUCAAGGACGUCAAUAAAGUGCCCACAUCCAAAUUGGAUGAGAUGCAAAGCUUUGUCAUGGCGGAGACCUUCAAGUACCUGUACUUGCUGUUCUCAUCUGACAAGGCUCUGGACAUGGGCAAAUUUGUGCUGAACACAGAGGGACAUCCUUUGCGAAAGACAUCCAUUUGA